Stylophora pistillata is the source of this 637-nucleotide messenger RNA. RefSeq names its product pre-mRNA-splicing factor ISY1 homolog. Gene Ontology annotation, biological process: generation of catalytic spliceosome for second transesterification step. Lineage: Eukaryota; Metazoa; Cnidaria; Anthozoa; Scleractinia; Pocilloporidae. The record is from RefSeq and is a predicted model, not a curated record.
ACAGUGCAGAUCAAGCAUAGAUCGAACGUAGAUCACAGAUUCUUAAUUUUGUCACUUUGUUACCCGAGGUUCCUCUUCAUACACUUAAAAAUGGCAAGAAACGCGGAAAAGGCUAUGACCAUGCUUGCUCGCUGGUAUGACCUUCAAAGAAAGGAAGCGGGCAAGGGGAUCAAGGAACGAAGGCCAUUUCUAGCAACAGAAUGUGAUAAUUUACAAGAAGCUGAAAAGUGGAGGCAGCAGAUCAUACGAGAAGUUGCAAAGAAAGUUGCCCAGAUCCAGAAUGCUGGCCUUGGUGAAUUCAGAAUCCGGGAUCUAAAUGAUGAAAUUAACAAACUUCUACGAGAAAAGAGGCAUUGGGAGGACCGCAUUAAAGAGCUUGGAGGGCCAGACUAUGCUAAAAUUGGACCAAAGAUGCUGGACCAUGAAGGGAAAGAAGUACCUGGGAACAGAGGAUACAAGUAUUUUGGAGCUGCCAAAGACCUUCCUGGCGUCAGAGAACUUUUUGAGCAGGAACCACCAGCACCUCCAAGGAAGACAAGAGGAGAACUUUACAAAGAUGUUGAUGCAGACUAUUAUGGCUACAGAGAUGAGGAUGAUGGUGUGUUGGUUCCAUUGGAACAAGAAGUUGAAAAGGAAG